AUGUCGCAGUCCUCGAACCGAGACGAUUUCUUCCAGACCACUGCCUCCCUCGAGGAGCAGAAGCGGAAAGAUGCUAAGGCUGGCAACACACACGGCCGCCCCGUCAAUCUGCAGAGCAAGAUUCUUGCCCUGAGAGCGGACCCGGGGGGCGCGAGGGCUGUUUUUGUGGCUCAAAGUGGCGGUACAGUACGGAGGGUGCUACUCGAGACAGGAGAAACUACGACGGUAUACAAAGGACCAACGGCACCAUUGACGAGCCUGUGCUUCAGUGAAGAUGGCAAGCUGGUGUUUGCAGGGUGUUGGGACAAAAAAGUCUGGAGCUGGGAGGUGGACUCGGGCCGUCCGAUGAAGCGGUACGAGGGCCACACAGAUUUUGUCAAGGCGGUGGUUACCGCGAGGGUCGCUGGCGAGGAAGUCUUGGUGUCUGGCGGUGCGGACGCGCAGAUUAUCAUCUUCAACAUCGCUAGCGGGCAGCGGCUAGCGGUCCACAAGGGCCAUGCGCGUGGAAUCCAAGACCUUGUUCUUGAUCCGCUUUCGCUCGAAGUCGGGGCAGCAUCGAAACCGGUCGUGGUCAGCGCGGGGAGUGAUCGGGAGAUCCGCCGCUUCGAUCUGUCCUUGGAGAGCAGCGACCAGACAGCCCUCGAGCCUCUGCUUGCCCAUGAGACUAGUGUCUACAGGCUGUUCUUCGAUGCUGAUGGGGACCUGUGGACCGCGUCCGCGGACAAGACCUCCAAGUGCCUGGUGAGGGAUGACGAAUGGAAACCCAAUCUGGUGCUGGAACAUCCGGACUUUGUACGAGACGUGGUCGUCUACGAAGCCGGCGGGUGGGUGGUGACCGCCUGCAGAGACGAGGAAGUGCGCGUCUGGAGUCGAUCGACCGGAGAGCUUUACCACACUUUCUCCGGUCACUUCGAAGAGGUCACCUCGCUUGCCUUUGUCGGUUCGACGAUCGUCAGUGCUGGGAUCGACGGAACCGUCCGCCAGUGGUCGUUGAGGCCCGACGAGCUCCGCCUCGCUGUCGAGCAAGCCAGGAAGCCCCCGGUAGAAGAGGAGAACAAGCCGGGCGACUCGUUGCUCACGGAGGAAGAAGAACGCGAGCUUGCCGAGCUUUUGGAGGACGACUAGUCUCUUAGACAACAUAUAUGU
Molecule: messenger RNA, 1146 nt
Organism: Penicilliopsis zonata CBS 506.65
Lineage: Eukaryota; Fungi; Ascomycota; Eurotiomycetes; Eurotiales; Aspergillaceae
Exons: 4
Coding region: 1-1125 (374 amino acids)
Biological process (GO): negative regulation of transcription by RNA polymerase II
Cellular component (GO): nucleus; transcription repressor complex
Molecular function (GO): protein binding
Source: RefSeq, a predicted model, not a curated record